AUGGUUGAAGAUUCCAGAGUUAGAGAUGCUCUUAAAAGCGGUGAACAAAGGGCUUUACCGGCUUCUUUAGUUCCACAAACACCUGCCGUCUUGACAUCAAAGGACAAGAUUUCCAAAAGAAUGAUCGUGGUGUUAGCUAUGGCCUCUCUCGAGACACACAAAAUAUCUUCUAAUGGGCCUGGUGGUGACAAAUAUGUUCUAUUGAAUUGUGACGACCACCAAGGCUUGUUGAAAAAAAUGGGUAGAGACAUUAGUGAAGCAAGACCUGAUAUUACCCACCAAUGUCUUUUAACUUUACUGGAUUCUCCAAUCAACAAAGCUGGGAAAUUGCAAGUCUACAUCCAGACAAGCCGAGGCAUUCUCGUUGAAGUUAACCCUACCGUUCGUAUACCAAGAACUUUCAAAAGAUUUUCAGGUUUAAUGGUCCAAUUACUACAUAAACUAUCUAUUAGAUCCGUAAAUUCUGAAGAAAAAUUACUAAAAGUCAUCAAAAACCCUAUUACCGACCAUUUACCUACCAAAUGCCGUAAAGUAACGUUAUCCUUUGACGCCCCCGUCAUUCGUGUCCAAGAUUACAUUGAAAAACUAGACGACGAUGAAAGUAUAUGUGUCUUUGUCGGUGCAAUGGCAAGAGGUAAAGAUAAUUUCGCAGAUGAAUACGUCGACGAAAAAGUCGGUCUGUCCAACUACCCAUUGUCCGCUUCAGUUGCAUGUUCUAAGUUUUGUCACGGUGCAGAAGAUGCUUGGAAUAUUUUAUAG
Saccharomyces eubayanus is the source of this 759-nucleotide messenger RNA. It is a transcript of the gene EMG1, whose product is annotated as 18S rRNA pseudouridine methyltransferase. The record is from RefSeq and is a predicted model, not a curated record. Lineage: Eukaryota; Fungi; Ascomycota; Saccharomycetes; Saccharomycetales; Saccharomycetaceae. Gene Ontology annotation, cellular component: nucleolus; small-subunit processome. Gene Ontology annotation, molecular function: rRNA (pseudouridine) methyltransferase activity; rRNA binding. Gene Ontology annotation, biological process: rRNA base methylation. Bases 1 to 759 code for a protein of 252 amino acids. The transcript has a single exon.